Messenger RNA from Adineta ricciae, 735 nucleotides. The record is from the annotation of a GenBank genome assembly. NCBI's taxonomy places the organism in Eukaryota, Metazoa, Rotifera, Eurotatoria, Adinetida, Adinetidae.
AUGUAUUCCAAUGGAACGUGCAAUGUAAAUGUGGAUAAAUUGGGAAGAAGCGACUGUGUUCAUCAGAAAAGCACUGAUCGAAGGUCGUUCAUCUACUCCACAGCAGAUACCAAUGGCGAACAAUGUUCGUUACGAAGCUUUUCUCUCGUCGAGUUGAAUUCUCACAUCGAUCAAUCGAGCGAAGAUUAUUUAAAUUUUACGACACAGCUACGAUGGACUAAUAGCACUUUAGCCACAUUCACUACUGAUGACGAAUGCAUUAACUUUCUUACUGUCAACAAAAACGAACGAAUCUUCGUUAUUCUAUCCGCUACGCUCGGAAAAACGAUCGUGCAUCGCAUUCAUAAUAUGCAUCAACUCGAUUCGAUAGUUAUUUUUGACAACAAUGAAACUUUGCAUCAAGAAUGGAUAAAAGACUGGCCAAAAGUGAGAGGUACACACAGUCAACUAACUUCAAUUUGCAACUUAUUAGUAUCAAUCGUGCAACAGCAUAGCCAAAAUGUUGUUCCUAUUAGUUUGGCAUCGGCUGAUAUUGGAUCGAAGACGAAUUUGGACGAACUUGAUCACACCUUCAUGUACACUCAGUUACUAAAAGAAAGUUUAUUAGAUAUUGACCAUGACAAGAGCGAAUGCGUCCACACGUUUGCUGACUAUUGGAGACAUCAAUGUCCGUAUAACACACCUGAAAUUGAUAAAUUUGAAAAAGAAUAUCCUCUUCACAGUCCAACUUGGUGA